UUGAAGAUGUACUCAAAUUUAGUUGAGACAAUAAGCGGCGAGUAGCACGACACGAAAACUCAAGUAUUUGUUUGUUGGUUGGCGUCAGUGACUCAACAACACUUCCUACUUACCACCAUCAAUUCAAUUAAAUUCCCCUUUCACCUCCACACAUCCAAACACUCCCUUAUCCUAACCUAACUAACCACCACUCUUUUUUCACACUGUUAUAUCAUCAUUCAUCACAUCAAUCAUUAUUUCUUUCUAAUUUCAUUUUUUAAAAAAAAACCUGUAACUAACCAUAGAACAUUCUAGAAUGAACCCGUUACAAUGGAACGAACAAGUGAACGAAGCGGUUACAAAGAGGUUACAACUAUGGCAACAAAGGAGCAAUGAAUCACCAAUGACAUGGGUAACUGAGUUGAUUGAGUAUCUUAACUCGGUUGGAGUUGAGUUACCAAGUUGUGAGUUAGUUGAACUUUUGGUUUCUCAAAUUUGUUCUGAAAAUGGAAAGGAUCAUCCUUCAAUGUGGAAGUUUCUUCAUCAAGCUCUUACUUCUCGUCUUGUUUUUCCUCUUCAAUUGAUUUCGCUUUUAUCUUAUAAGGUUUUUCGUUGUCGCAAUUUUCAUCCUCAUGCUUAUGCUCUUUUCCUUCCACUUCUUCAUCAACAUGUUUUCAAUUUUCAUCCAAUUGCUUCACAUUCCUGCAAUAACAAAAUAAUUAAGUCCAUUGAUUCUGUCCUUCAUUUUUCUGAAACAUUCAAAAUUCACGAUCUGGAGCUAGGACAUGUAUUUGUGCUGUUCUUUUUUAACAUCAUCAUUGCUUUGAUUGAUAGCACAUUAAAUGACUGGGGAUUACAAGUGACCUUUAAUGAAAGAUCGUGUUUAGUCCCAAAGGGCGACCAGUAUAUGGAAAUUGAUCAUAAUGUGAUGCACAAUUUUAAAAAAGGUGAUUAUCAUGAACAGAUACGGAAGAGGAAUGCCAUCACAGCCUUAGAGGUAUUGGGAAGACUAAGCGAAAGCAGAAAAGCAACGAUUCUUCUGCAGUCUGUUCUCUUAAACAUGCCUGAAAAUUUCAAUUGCCUCCUGCAGAGGCUUCAAUUUCUUGAAUCCCUUGAAUUAGCAUCAUCAGAAUUAAAAUUAGUAAAUCAAGUCCUUAGAAAAGUGUCUACCAGGAUCCGUGGGGUUUCUCAUUUUGAUUACUCCCUAAAUAAGCAUCAGGUGGUUGGGAUGAUUGUUGAUGUUGGAUCAUGUAAAGCAUUGUUGAAUAGCAAAUACAGAUCUUGUUGGGUUCCUUUAGACAUUUAUAUGGAGAAUGCUAUGAAUUCUAGACAGAUUCCUAUCAAAUCAGCUAUUGAGGUGCUUACAGAAGGAAUCAAGACACUUCAAAUAUUUAACCAGGCUAGCUGGCAUGAAACCUUUUUGGCACUUUGGCUUUCAGCCCUCCGGCUUGUGCAGCGAGUUGAGACUGGUCCAUACUUAAUUUUUUGUUUUCAUGGAAGUAUUAACCAAAUAACUAAUAUUCCUCCUCUCUCUUAUGGUGCAUUGCAGGAGCGUGAUCCUCCUGAAGGUCCUAUUCCCCAUCUUGAAGCACGUUUAUGCAUGCUUUUAUCUAUCGUCCCUUUGGCAAUUGUGAAUGUUCUACGGGAUGACACUGAAAAUAAUCUGUCUACCGUUCCAGUUCCUAUGAGAUCACAAUACAAACCUGAAAUGAAGAGCGAUGGUUCUAUUAAACUUGGGCUGACUUCAUCUGUUCAAGUCCUUGGGCACUUUUCUGGCCUUCUUUGCCCUCCUGCAUUAGUUGUUGAUGCAGCCAAUCAGGCAGCUAAAAAAGCAGCGAGUUUCAUUUAUAAUUCAAUGAAUGAAAAGGGUGAAUCUUUCACCAGCAUUCAUGCUAAUGCCAAUACAAAAGCAGGUGGGAACUUGAGGCAUCUCAUAGUGGAAGCUUGUAUAGCAAGGAAUUUAAUGGAUACAUCAGUGUACUUUUGGCCUGGUUACGUGUCUACAUCUGUUAUGUCUUUGUCAGAUUCAUCGCCACUAGAAAAAUCUCCAUGGUUAACAUUUAUGGACGGAACCCCGUUAAACAAUUCUCUUAUAAAUGCCCUUACGGCAACACCUGCCUCAAGCCUAGCGGAGAUAGAGAAGUUAUACUAUAUUGCAUUAAAUGGAACGGAGGUGGAAAGGCCUGCAGCUGCAAAGAUUCUGUGUGGUGCAUCCCUCAGCCGUGGAUGGUAUAUUCAGGAACAUGUGGUCCGCUAUGUAGUCAAACUACUGGCUUCUCCCGUACCUCAUAGUCAUUCUGGAACUUGGGGCCUCUUGGUGGAUAAUAUGUCCAUGCUAAGUGCUGUCCUCCGUGGAGCUUCCUGUGUUGAUACAGUUCAUAUACUUUCUUUACAUGGUGUAGUUCCCACAGUUGCUGCUUCUUUAUUGCCGCUUUGUGAAGCAUUUGGCUCAAUUACACCGACUCCAAAUAGCACAGGCGAUGAGCCUUCAACAUCAGUUUACAUGGCUUUUUCUUUAGCAUUUCUUUUCCUCAUUCGUUUAUGGAAAUUCUGUACACCCCCUCUUGACCAGUGCAUCACAGAAGGAGGAAUUGCAGUUGGAGGUUUGGAGUAUCUUUUGACAUUGCACAAUAACUGUGUCAUGUCUUCCCAAGAUAAGCUUAAAAGCAAUCAAAAUCUCUUAGAUUCUGCAUUUAAACCUGUAUCUAUCGAUUCAUUUCCAAAAUUAAGGGCCUUGUAUUGUCAAUACAAAUCUUGUGUUGCUUCAACCCUUUCUGGUAUUUCUACUGGAAAUUCCAGUCAUCAAACUGCUAGCGUAAUCUUAAGCAUGAUUUACCAAAAGAUGUCUAAAGGUGGUAUUUCAUCAAGUAAUUGUUCAUCACCAAAUAGCAGUAAUGCAUGUAGCUCUCUCAUAAAUUCUGGUGAUGAUGCUCUUCAAAGACCUGUGCUCCCUGCAUGGGAAGUACUAGAAGCUCUUCCUUUUGUCCUAGAAGCAAUCUUAACUGCUUGUGUUCAUGGGAGGCUUUCAUCGCGAGACUUGACAACAGGUCUGAGACACCUUGUUGAUUUUCUUCCAGCGUCAAUUGCUGCCAUUAUUGAUUACUUUUCUUCAGAAGUUACUCGUGGUGUAUGGAAACAAGUUCCAAUGAAUGGAACUGAUUGGCCUAGUCCUGCAGCAGUUCUUCAGUCAGUGGAAUCAGAAAUAAAAGCUAUACUAACUCAUGUUGGCGUUGAGGUUCCAAACUGUUCAUCUGGAGGCUCACCAGUAAUGCUUCCAUUACCAAUGGCAGCUCUUGUCAGUUUAUCCAUUACUUUUAAACUUGACAAGAGCCUGGAGUACAUCCAUGCUAUCACCGGAGCUGCUUUGGAAAAUUGUGCAUCAGGUUGCCCUUGGCCUAGCAUGCCUGUUAUUGGCUCUCUGUGGGCACAAAAGGUUCGCCGCUGGCACAACUUCAUUGUCGUAUCCGGUUCCCGCUCUGUGUUCAGACAUAACAAUGAAUCUGUUGCUCAGCUGGUGAGAAGUUGUUUCACCUCAUUCCUUGGAGUAUUGUCUGGUUCAAACUCAAAGUUGACUGCUGAAUGUAGUGUGAAUGGUCUGUUGGGUAGUUCUAUUACUGCCCCUGGUGCCAUUCCUUUUGUUGCACCAGGAUUCCUUUAUCUUCGAUCCUGUCGAAAUAUACACAAUGUGCAGUAUCUGAACGAUGUGAUUGUGGGACUAGUGACAGAGUAUUCCAAUGAAUUAGCCGGAAUAAGGGCGAGUUCUGGCUCUAGCCGCUUAAAGUCCAACGAAACAUCAAUAUCCCUAGCAGCUCAAAGUGCAAAAGACAUGGCAACACUCGGUGCAAGUCUUUUAUGUGCAGCUGGUGGUAUACAACUGGUCCAGGAAUUGUACAAGGAGACUAUUCCUACCUGGCUGCUGUCAUCAAGGGAUGUCAAGCGCAAAAAUGAUAAUGUGGUGUCAUAUAUACUUGAGGGUUAUGCUAUAGCAUAUUUGUUGACACAGUCGGGAGCAAUUUUAUGGGGCGUUGGGACCAAAUUACCAUCAUCGAAACUCUCUAGAAGGAAUCGCAUAAUUGGAGUCCAUUUGGACUUCCUGGCAGAAGUCAUGGAGAGAAAAAUUUCCCUCAGUUGCAAUCCUCUUACAUGGAAAACUUAUGUCUGCUGUUUAGUAGGAUUAAUGGUUAGUUUUGCACCUGCAUGGCUUCAAGAAGUGAAGGUAGACACUUUGAGGAAAUUAGCACGCGGAUUAAGCAGAUGGAACGAACAUGAACAAGCACUUUCUCUACUACAAAGAGGUGGGACUGCAGCUAUGGGAGCUCUUGCUGAACUUGUCAAUGUGAUUGACUUUGAACAUAAGAAGCCAUGCUCAUAAAUCAAUAUGAUGAUUGAAUCGUAAAACGUCAAUUUUGCUUCAGAGAAAAUUUGGGAGUUUCUUUGUGGAUAUAUUUAACUCUAGUUAGUUAGAUAGAUAGUUACAAAGUUAGUUAGAGUUUACAAUAGUAGUAUAAUCUUAGUCUUCACUUUAUAGAGUUAAUUGGUGGAUUUAAAAAAAAUUGUAACCUUUUUCUCUUAUUCAUUGAUAUCUUGAGCAUGGCUCAAUUCAUUGAUUUAUUGAGCUCCUUCGUUUCCAAUUCCAAGUCAUAGUUAAAAUUCUGUAGAAUUUGGAUUGUUGAAUAUUAUUAAUUUGCCCAAAAAAUGGUGUU
Trifolium pratense (red clover) is the source of this 4682-nucleotide messenger RNA. Its product is annotated as mediator of RNA polymerase II transcription subunit 33A-like. The record is from RefSeq and is a predicted model, not a curated record. Bases 296 to 4351 code for a protein of 1351 amino acids. The transcript is spliced from 10 exons. Gene Ontology annotation, biological process: regulation of phenylpropanoid metabolic process. Gene Ontology annotation, cellular component: mediator complex. Lineage: Eukaryota; Viridiplantae; Streptophyta; Magnoliopsida; Fabales; Fabaceae.